Molecule: messenger RNA, 3071 nt
Organism: Coniophora puteana RWD-64-598 SS2
Lineage: Eukaryota; Fungi; Basidiomycota; Agaricomycetes; Boletales; Coniophoraceae
Exons: 20
Coding region: 1-2226 (741 amino acids)
Cellular component (GO): membrane
Source: RefSeq, a predicted model, not a curated record
AUGGACAACGCUGGCUGGCACGCUCAUCGACGCGCAGACAAGGAGGCGCGUCACGCGGCCGAAAGAGCCGACUUCGGCGGCAGGUACGACCCGGUCGAAGAGGUUGUCCAGCCCAUUCCAGACAGGGCUAACUACGCCGCGGACUACUAUGCCCCGCAAUACGCAAGGCGCGAUGCGUCUCAAGCCUCGGCAGCCACAGAUCACUCUGGGUUGAAUCUCGCAGAACUAAGCACGCUCUCUGCCGUUCAGCGCUCCAAAGCACAAUGUAUUCGCCAAAUGCAUCCCCGUCUCCAGUUUAUGGCUGGCCCCCUGUUGCGCUAUGACACGGUAGACGCGAAUUAUGUCUGGCACGGUGCCGCUAUGAUCGUCACCUCGGACGCGGGGUCGGAUUACGAGCCACAUCCUACGCUCACCUACCAAGCUACCCCUGUCGUGCCUUCGCCAAACCCAAACACGCACUUUGCUCACGUCCAGGCCGUCAGCUAUGCCCCUCACCCCGCCGAUCCCCACGCUACCUCCCAGCCAGUCUCCUACGGACGAGCCAGUAUUGAUGAGUUCAAUGGGAAUGGAGUCCAGUCUAAUGGGCAUGGUCAGUAUCCCAGCCCCAGUAGUAUUCCACCCCAAAGUGCGGUUGGCCAGGAGAUUUAUGUUUACACUGGAGACGGCGGCACGUACACGUUCUGGCGGUUCAUGAUCCAAGUUCAGCUGGGGCCCAACGAGAUGCAAGUAAGGUAUUCGGUGAAUAAUGGCAUUGAGCUCUCGUUUUUUGUCCCUGCUUGGGAUCAGAGCAUGCGAUGGGCAGCUCAUUCUUGCAAUGGCUUCAGUGCAGGUGUGAACACUGACGAAUUCCGAGGACCUGGGUUUAAAAGUGGAUACGACCCGAUGUGGGUUGACCUACUGCAGAAGCAUGUCGAGGAGCCGUUCCAUGCCAUGGUAGGAGGCGGUGACCAGCUUUACUGUGACGCGCUCAUGCGAGAGCCCGAGCUGCAGCACUGGGUCAAGAUCAGCAAGUUGGACGAGAAGAUGUCUUACCGCCUUACCGGCGAGGUAGCAGCGUGCAUAGAUCGGUUCUACUUCAACCACUAUUGCACAAGUUUCCGUCGAGGAGCAUUCGCGCGAGCAAACAGCUCAAUACCGAUGUUGAAUAUGUGCGAUGACCACGACAUCGUGAGUAUUGAUGGCUUCGGCAGCUAUCCUGACAAUCUCCAGCGGUCCCCUAUGUUCACUGCUAUCGGCUCCCGCGGAUACUUCUUUUUCCUCCUAUUCCAAUGCUUCAUCAACCCGCAAAUCGACGGCAUCGAAGACCAGAAGCAUCCGUUCAAGUCGAUGGUCAUCGGAUCCAUGGGGCCCUACGUGGGUCAGCCAUCUCAUUCGAUUCUGACGUAUCUCGGUCCGCGAGUACGCAUACUUCUGCUUGACUGUCGUGCGGAGAGACGUCGAGAACAAGUGUGCAGUCAAGCGCAGUAUCGCAGGGUGUUUGAGGCUCUCUCUAGGCUGCCAGCUGGGGUAGAGCACCUUGUGGUUCAAAUUGGUAUUCCCAUCGCGUACCCCCGUAUGGUCUUCUUGGAGAACUUUUUAGAGUCGAAACUUAACCCGCUCACGGCACUGGGGCGCUCUGGCGUUAUGGGUCUCGGUGGUUUCGUGAACAAGUUCAAUGGGCAGGCUGAAUUGCUGGAUGACCUGAGCGACCACUGGACUGCCAAAUCUCACAAGUCAGAGCGCAACUGGUUCGUUCACCAGCUGCAGCGCUAUGCCCACACAAGGCGGACCCGUGUAACGUUCCUCUCCGGAGACGUGCACUGUGCAGCUGUGGGGGUAUUCAGAACGCUCGUGCCGAAGGCAGGGAAAAACAAGAGUGAAGGCUUGCCGCCUGCGAUGGAUCACAGAUACAUGCUCAACAUUGUCACUAGCGCUAUCGUUAACACGCCACCGCCUGAUGGCGUGCUGACGAUGGUCUCGUCACUUGCAUCGAAAACACACAGAACGAUGCACGAGGUGGAGACGGACGAGGGCAUGGUUCCUCUUUUUGAGAACGACACAGACGGGAGCCCGCGGAAGCACAAGUACGUGAUGGGUCGCCGGAACUGGUGCUCCACGCACUGGGACAACCAGACGGGCGAACUUGUCUUUGACAUUCGCGUGGAGAAAGAAAAGGGCCUCGGUAUCAGCGUCGGUUAUGCUGUCAAAGCGGCGCCUCCUCAGUGGAACCCUGCGCCGGUUCAGUAGCAGAGUACAAAGAAAAGGCGUUCAUGUCACCACUUCAUGCUUUCUCAGUUCCAAUCUCGCUCGUUUUUGCUCUAUCUACGCUGAUACCCAUCAUUCAUUCGCUAACCCAGAAUACCCUCUCAACUAUAAUCUAGAAAAUGUAACUACUCUUGAGUACAGGUAAUCCUAUCCUAUCUACAACAUCAUAGCAGCUCUUCGAGAUCCAUAUCUAUGUCAGGCAUACGUGUCCGUGGCGAAUGAUGCGAUUUCGGUCUGCCCAAACCAGGGUCGUCGAUGUGGGUUUCAAAAUCGGUGUCUCCGUCUCCCUCUGUGUAAGGUCCUACCUCGCCAGCCUCAGAACUGUACCCGCCGACGGCAUCUUGGAACAUGGCAUUGACGUCAGAGUCCACCGUCGGAGCGGGCGAGUGAGUCGCACUCGGCAGAUCAUGCGUGAGCGACACAGAAGACGAUGGCCCGAACCGAUCGUCGGCAGCCACUAGCGAUGCUGCUCGGCUGGCCGAGGCUCUUUGCUCCUCCUGCUCGGCGAGCUUGGCACGCUUGCGCGCCUCGGCCUGCAUCUUGCGCUUUUCGCGCUGAGCCUGUUUCUGUGCUUCUGCCUUUGCGCGCUGCUCUUCUUCGGCCGCGCUUGCCUUGGCCACAGCAGCUGCCUCUGCUUCCUCCUUGUCGUCGAGCACCCAUUGCUCCUUCAUGAAAUCGGGAUAACGCUCGCAUAUCGGCCGCCAGGUGCGCUGCGCCGCCGGCUUCUUGUCCUCUUCGUCGUCCUCCCCGGCCAAAAUCGCCUCCACGUCGUCGGGCGGUGGAAAUUGGAAGUCGGGCCCAGGGUUGAUACGCACGCGCGCGUGGUU